This is a messenger RNA of Carassius gibelio (silver crucian carp), 1299 nucleotides long. Its product is annotated as cathepsin S-like. The record is from RefSeq and is a predicted model, not a curated record. Gene Ontology annotation, molecular function: cysteine-type endopeptidase activity. The transcript is spliced from 8 exons. Gene Ontology annotation, biological process: immune response. Gene Ontology annotation, cellular component: lysosome. NCBI's taxonomy places the organism in Eukaryota, Metazoa, Chordata, Actinopteri, Cypriniformes, Cyprinidae. The coding region runs from base 163 to 1155 and encodes 330 amino acids.
CGAAGCAAAAAGUAAGCAAAGACAUCUGUGACAUAUGACAACAGGCAGAGAUUAGCACGUGAUGGAACAAAUUAAAAGCAAAGCAACCAGGAACUCACAGACGCUGAUCAUCGCCUACGCUACAGACCACCAGAAGUGCAGCUUACCGAGAGUGCACAGGUCAUGAUGCUCGGGGGCUUGCUGUUUGCUGUGUGUUGUAGCACAGCACUGGCACAUUUCAACACAAAUCUAGACCAGCACUGGGAGUUGUGGAAGAAGACACAUACUAAGUUUUACUCCAGUAAGGUUGAAGAACUGGGCAGGAGGGAGUUAUGGGAGAGAAACCUUCAACUUAUCACUCUUCACAACCUGGAGGCCUCCAUGGGCCUGCAUUCAUAUGAUCUGGGCAUGAACCACAUGGGUGAUAUGACAACAGAGGAGAUCCUGCAGUCAUUUGCCACGACUCGUGUCCCUUCUGACAUUAAGAGGCAAACAGCAAAAUUUGUGGGCUCUUCUGGGGCUCCUGUCCCAGACUCUCUGGACUGGAGAGAGAAGGGAUAUGUCACCAGUGUAAAGAUGCAGGGUGCAUGCGGCUCAUGUUGGGCGUUCAGCUCUGUUGGGGCUCUUGAAGGUCAGCUGAUGAAGACCACAGGAAAGCUGGUCGACCUCAGCCCUCAGAAUCUGGUGGACUGUUCUUCUAGUUAUGGAAACAAAGGCUGCAAUGGAGGUUUUAUGAGUUCUGCCUUCCAGUAUGUUAUUGAUAAUGGUGGAAUAGACUCCGAGUCAUCUUACCCUUAUGAAGGAGUGCAAGGGCAGUGCAGAUACAAUCCAUCCCAGCAUGCAGCAAACUGCACCAAGUACUAUUUUGUCAGUCAGGGAGAUGAGGAGGCCCUGAAGCAGGCUGUUGCUAACAUCGGGCCCAUUUCAGUGGCCAUUGAUGCCACCCGUCCUCAGUUUAUCCUGUACCGCAGUGGAGUUUACAAUGACCCAACCUGUACACAAAAAGUAAACCAUGCAGUGCUGGCUGUGGGAUACGGUGCGAUUGGUGGACAGGACUUUUGGCUGGUGAAAAACAGUUGGGGUACCCAUUUUGGAGAUGGUGGCUAUAUCCGUAUGGCCAGAAACCAGAACAACAUGUGUGGCAUCGCCUCAUAUGCCUGCUUUCCCGUUAUGUAACUGAAAUGUAUGAACACUUCAAAAAUAGAAAUGUACUUUUUUAUGAUUUUUAUAUAUUUUAAUGUAAAUGUGUGAUCUGUGUUUUUACAUUUCCAUUGUCUUUUAUGAAGCUUACUGAAAUAAAUGUUAAAAAUGUUAAAAAAA